GGUGGGAGGGACAGAUCACAGACGACGAGGAGGAGAAUGCUCCGUCUCCGCACGCACCACGCGAUGCUUCGAAUUCGACAAUUCCUUCCGUGGCCCUGCUCCUUCCCUUCCCUCCCUCCCUCCUUCCAUUCCACCGCAGCUGGCCACCACCACACAAAAACGGCAAAAACACACACCGCGGGCAAGCACCGCCAAUCUCUCCACACAAAAAAUCCAUCAACUACUCAACCCCCUCCUCCAGCCUCUGCUCGCCGCGCGCGGCGCUGUAGCAUUCUGCCGUCCAUCGUCGCCCCGGCUCCCCAUCCCUGCUCCUGGCGUCAACAUCCCAACCAUCCCCGGAGCGCGCCAGGGGUGGCGGCGACACGAGGCUGCUUACGAUCGUCGGCGACAGCGCCUCCUCCCACUCCAUGCCGUCGGCGGUGGCGGAGCCUUUGCCGGAUGGCAAGUACGAAACGGAUCGUGCCGGGGCGGUAACCGUCGUCGGGGCAGGCGCAGAUCACAGCAUCGACGGAGCGGUUAAUGGAAGCAAAGACGAGUCGUUCUUCGAAGCGAGGCCCUGGCUAGAUUCCGACAGCGAAGACGAUUUCUACAGCGUCAGAGGAGAUUUCACUCCGUCAAGAGGCAGCACACCCGUUCAUCCGAGAUUAACGCCCUCAAGUGGGCGGAUGCUGGCAGACAGGUCGGGUCCUUCUCUGGUAAAAAAGAAGCAGAGACUCCUCGAGCUUCUUCAGGAGGAGCAGCAUUAUGACGACGAGGAUGACAGCGUCACCGAUGCUAGCAAUGAUCUGGAAAGUAGCGCAGUUCAUGCCAUAGAAGAAGAAGAAGAACACACGAGGACUCGUCGCAGAAGUGAGAAAUCGAAGAAGUCAUCGGGGUCAGGCUGCCUUCCAACCUUCAUCUGGAAGCGUAGCUUCACAGCCUGCAGGAAGAAGAAAAAAGAAAAAGGAGCAGAAGGAUAAAGCGACCAAGCAUUACGGUGCCAAGUUAUGAUUUUGUAAAGAAGAGGAGAACAGAUUUUAAUAGGCUGCGGAGGUGCGUGUACAUAUACGUUUUGAGCGGUGUACUCUGCUAAAGAAAAAAGGUUAAAGGAAAGAUGAUGUAGGGUAAAAAUAUACAGGACUGGUUUGACAAAGGUGCAUUGCAGACUUUCAGCUCUGGACAUUGCAGAGAAAACAUUUAGAUUCCCCGAGAGGGAAGCUAUAGGUGUCGUAUAGUCUUAGAGCAACUCCAACAGUCCUGCUCUCUAAAUUAUAGAUUUAAUAAGUUGCUAAAUAAAUUUGGAAGUAAAAAAUGUGUGUUCUCCAAUAGUUCUCUAAAUAUAGGUUGUAGUUUUGUUUUGUAUCUAUCCACAUCAAAAAAUAUAAGUCAUAAAUGUCAUCAAUUA
Molecule: messenger RNA, 1384 nt
Organism: Zea mays
Lineage: Eukaryota; Viridiplantae; Streptophyta; Magnoliopsida; Poales; Poaceae
Exons: 3
Coding region: 408-959 (183 amino acids)
Source: RefSeq, a predicted model, not a curated record